AUUCUAUGUAACAAACUGAGAAGAAUAAAUUGUGGAAGUAUAUUUUGUUUUCUAAUUUCGUAACUUAGUCCAAAGAUUAUAUACUCGACUUAGUCGAAGAAAUGAAAAAAUAGAAAAAAUAAAACUUUUUGAAAAUACUUACUAUUCAAUUAUGUUUAUUCAGAUAAGUAGUUUAGUAAUUACGGGUUUAUUGUGGGGCUGGACAAAUCCAUUAAUUAAAAAAAAAUCUGAAGGGAUCGUCAAAAUUCAAGCAAGUAGCCGAAUAGCUCAAUUUAUUUUAGAAUUGAAGUUUUUAGCUACAAAUUUUGAGUACCUGUUUCCAUUGCUAUUGAAUCAAAUAGGGUCAGUAAUGUUUUACUUUACUAUAAAUAUUGCAGAUUUGACUUUAGCAGUACCGGUGGCAAAUUCUUUAGCAUUUGUUUUUACUGCUGUUUCUGGUUGGUUUCAUCAAGGGGAAUUGCCAAAUCUAGGUACGUGCCUAGGUGCUAUUUGUGUAAUAAUUGGCAGUGCAUUAUGUUGUAUAGGAAAAAUGUAAAUGGUUUCUCAGUUGUUGAGAAAUUUCAAAAAAAACAACAACCAUAAAAUUUUAUAUUGGACGAAUCAUCUACAAAAUAUGCGAUCGAUUAUUUUUCAUAAUAAAAUCUUGUUCUUUAUUAAGUUUGUCCUCUACACCCUCCAAAAUUUUCAGUAUUAUAUUAUGAACCGAUUAGUGAAUUAAAAGGUGGUCCAACUAUAAUGCACGAUAUUAAUUGUGAGUCGCACCUUAACGCAAAGUGCGAUAAAAAAUUCCGACUAAGUACUUCAGUACAGCAGCACUAGAUCUACGUGUUCAACGAGGAACUUCAGCACUUCAGAUAACUGUAAGUGCCAAGUUUCCUUAUUUUUAUUCCUUUUUUUUAUCUAUCCUUAUCAAACUCUGAGUAAGGAAGAGAUAAUCUAAUAAUUUUGAACAUAUAAUUUUAUGAACGAUUUAGAUAACUUUUAUAAAUUUUAUAAAUUAAACUUAUAAGAUAA
This is a messenger RNA of Diorhabda sublineata, 1014 nucleotides long. Its product is annotated as transmembrane protein 234 homolog. Lineage: Eukaryota; Metazoa; Arthropoda; Insecta; Coleoptera; Chrysomelidae. The record is from RefSeq and is a predicted model, not a curated record. Bases 152 to 535 code for a protein of 127 amino acids. The transcript has 4 exons.